GAACUUCCCACACCCAUUAGCAUUUGCUUUACAACUUAUUCGUCUGAAAGAUCUCCCAGUUCCUAUUGUCUUGCUUUCUCUCUUUAAAAACAGUACUCUACUAGUCUUUUGUUCUUGCGCUUAAUUAGUUUGUUUGGAUAUCCUGAUUCUCAUACUAGUAAUCACAUAGUACUAGUCAUAAUGGGUCUUGCACUUGAGAGAGUUAUGUUUUUCAUGGCUUUAGCUGUUUUGUGUGUUACUUCUUCAAUGGCUGAAGUUUACAUGGUUGGUGAUGGCUAUGGAUGGACAUCAUGGGAAACUGGUAGCAUGCCUGAUUACAAAGAAUGGUCUGCUUCAAAAGCCUUCAAAAUUGGCGAUUCCAUUGUUUUCGAGUAUGAGCCAGAGUGGCACAAUGUGGUCCAAGUGAGUUACGAGAACUACAAGAAAUGCAACGCUUCAUCACCAAUCAAAACCUUCACUUCUGGCAUAGAUUUAAUUCCAAUUAAGGCUGAGGGACACUUAUUCUACAUUUGUGGAGUUUCUGACCACUGUGAAAUGGGACAAAAAGUUGAUAUUAGAGUCGUGGAUCGUGAUAUUAGACUUGAUAUUGGAGUACUUGCUGAUCGUGCUACCCCUGAACCUCCAACAACUUCAGCACCAGCACCUUCUUCUUCCGCUCCUGCACCUUCACCAUCAGUCAGUGCUCCAGCUCCUUCACCAAGCAAUGCUGUGACUAUUUCAAAGGGUCUUAUUGGAAAGUUUGGUUUCGUUAUUCUUGCAGUAGCAGCUGUUGUUGCUUACUAGGAUUCUUAUGAUGCUACCUUGGUUAUUUAUAAGAUGAGAUCUUAGUUUGCUUUAGGCUGUUUUAUGGAAUUAUAGAUUGAUAUGGAUUUUACGGUUUUACUUCCAGUGCCUAGUAGUAUCUGCUACAUUGUUGUGGCCCUUGCUAUCUCAGUUGUAAAACGAAAGUCUGCACAUAAAUAAAUACACAUUUGGUACUUCAAUUUUAUGUCAUCA
Messenger RNA from Papaver somniferum (opium poppy), 996 nucleotides. Its product is annotated as mavicyanin-like. Bases 181 to 783 code for a protein of 200 amino acids. The record is from RefSeq and is a predicted model, not a curated record. The transcript is spliced from 2 exons. Gene Ontology annotation, cellular component: plasma membrane. Gene Ontology annotation, molecular function: electron transfer activity. NCBI's taxonomy places the organism in Eukaryota, Viridiplantae, Streptophyta, Magnoliopsida, Ranunculales, Papaveraceae.